This is a messenger RNA of Phanerochaete carnosa HHB-10118-sp, 186 nucleotides long. RefSeq lists its product as uncharacterized. The transcript has a single exon. The record is from RefSeq and is a predicted model, not a curated record. Lineage: Eukaryota; Fungi; Basidiomycota; Agaricomycetes; Polyporales; Phanerochaetaceae. Bases 1 to 186 code for a protein of 61 amino acids.
AUGCACGCCAACAGAAUGUUCCACGUGCCGACCUUUAUGGCUUCCCUUGAGCUCCUUCCGACUGACCCCCGAUUUCCCAGCCCCGCCAUCCUUCAUGCCAUGUGCGCGGUUGGCUGCUUAUACACCGCGACGCAAACGCAGAUCUUCCAAGAGCCUAUCGAUACUCCGUGUAAGUCUGCUGUAUAA